This is a messenger RNA of Phaeoacremonium minimum UCRPA7, 513 nucleotides long. Its product is annotated as putative dna-directed rna polymerase i and iii 14 kda polypeptide protein. Bases 1 to 513 code for a protein of 170 amino acids. The record is from RefSeq and is a predicted model, not a curated record. Gene Ontology annotation, cellular component: RNA polymerase III complex; RNA polymerase I complex. Gene Ontology annotation, biological process: DNA-templated transcription. Lineage: Eukaryota; Fungi; Ascomycota; Sordariomycetes; Togniniales; Togniniaceae. Gene Ontology annotation, molecular function: DNA-directed RNA polymerase activity; protein dimerization activity; DNA binding. The transcript is spliced from 4 exons.
AUGGCUCCCAAGUCCAAGAGCCGACGAGCCGAGCCUGAGGCUGCGGAGGACACCACCAUGGAGGAUGCGCCUCCCUCUCACCAACCACAAGCAGAGGAUAAUGCCGAACCGCAAGAGGCAGAUCAGCAAAUGGACCAGGAUGUAGAGGAAGAGGAAGAAGAAGACGAGUCACGGCGGGUCAACAUGUUACCUGGCUCAACACCUACAGCUGCCUCAUUCGAGUUUAUCGAUGAAGGGCACACUCUAGGAAAUGCUCUGAGAUUCAUCAUCAUGAAGAACCCCGAGGUUGAAUUUUGCGCCUACGCUAUUCCUCACCCUUCUGAGGCAAAGAUGAAUAUAAGAAUUCAAACUUAUGAGGGCACAACAGCUAUCGAGGCUUUGGAGAAGGGCUUGAAGGACCUCCAAGACCUCUGUGAUGUGGUGGCUGACAAAUUCUGGACAGCAGCCCAGGGAAUGCCCAAGACACCGGCACCAUCUAAGAAGCAACUAGAUGAGAAUGGCGUGCCUCUGUGA